UUUGACAUUUGCAGCGGUGACGUGUGACAAUACCAUUUUUCUUCGAUAAUAUUCGGCGAUUUUACAGUUAAGAAAACAUGGAAUUAUUCAAGUUUUCAUCGUUUUUAGCUUUAUUCCUCUUAUUAGACGUUACAUCUGCUUUAUAUUUCCACAUAGCAGAGGGCGAGAGGAAAUGUUUUAUAGAGGAAAUACCUGAUGACACUACCGUACUCGUGAAUUAUAAGGUGGAACUGUACGACCCGCGGUCGGGCGGUUUCAUGCCUUCUUCGCCUGGUAUUGGUAUGCACGUGGAAGUAAGAGAUCCUAACGACCGUGUCGUGCUGUCGAGGAUGUACUCUUCGGAGGGCAUGAUCUCCUUCACGUCGACCACGCCGGGCGAGCACGUCAUCUGCAUGUACUCCAACAGCACAUCUUGGUUCAGUGGCUCACAAUUAAGAGUGCACUUGGACAUUCAAGUGGGUGAACAUGCAGUGGACUAUGCAAAUGUGGCUCAGAAGGACAAGCUGUCGGAACUCCAGCUCAGGAUCAGACAACUCCUCGACCAAGUGCACCAGAUCACUAAGGAACAGAGCUAUCAAAGACACCGUGAGGAGCGUUUCAGGCAGACGUCAGAGAGCACAAACCAGCGAGUUUUGUGGUGGAGUUUGCUGCAGACUGGUGUCCUUGUCGGCAUUGGCUACUGGCAGAUGAGACAUCUUAAGAGCUUCUUCGAAGCCAAGAAAUUAGUCUAAAUUAAAUUAUUAUACUUUAUUUAAUUAUUAAAGUUGUGCUAUCACAUUGUCCUAAGUAUUUUUCCAACCUGCAAUAGUCUUUAUGUUCAAUGAACUUUUGUAAAUGAUCUGUUUUUUCCAUUAAAGAAAACAAAUUUGUAA
Messenger RNA from Pectinophora gossypiella (pink bollworm), 872 nucleotides. RefSeq names its product transmembrane emp24 domain-containing protein eca (gene eca). Bases 78 to 731 code for a protein of 217 amino acids. The record is from RefSeq and is a predicted model, not a curated record. Gene Ontology annotation, cellular component: endoplasmic reticulum-Golgi intermediate compartment; Golgi apparatus; COPII-coated ER to Golgi transport vesicle. Lineage: Eukaryota; Metazoa; Arthropoda; Insecta; Lepidoptera; Gelechiidae. Gene Ontology annotation, biological process: intracellular protein transport; endoplasmic reticulum to Golgi vesicle-mediated transport; Golgi organization. The transcript has 4 exons.